AUGAUAAUUGAUGAUAAUGAUAAUAAUAAUGACAAUGAUGACGAAGACGGCACUUCACCAAAAAUUUCUGGUGCAUGCAAGAAAUUGGAAGCAUUUUUAAAUACGCCAUCGAAGCAAAAUCGAAAUGUCGGAAAAGACAGUGAACUGGUCGGCGGUAAAUCUGAAAAGGAUGGUGCUAGUGUCGAAAACGACUAUGAUGAUGAGGGAAAUGAUGAUGAUUAUGAAGAAUUCUCCACUCAUAAAGUGAAAGCUACAAUAAGCGAAGCGUAUGCUUCUCCACUGAAGCCUAGCAAACCGAUCGAAUUCACUGGAUUUAUUGCUCUGGGAUUGCUAGGCAGUGGACACAUGAGAAUUGAUCUAUAUAAUGAUGAUGUAGAAAUGCAAUGGUCACAUGUAAUCGGAUUGGAAGAUACUCUUUCCAAGCCGGACAAGAAACAGGUUAAAUAUGUUGCCGUGGACGAAAAGUCGCAGAGUAAACAAGUAAUGUUGGAAUUCGCGAAUGAAAUAGAAUGUGCAAAGGCAUAUCUUGAUCUCGAAGAGAGGAUGCAUCUUUUGAAAGAAUAUUCGGGUCAGGAUUCGGAUCAGGAAUAA
This is a messenger RNA of Loa loa (African eye worm), 591 nucleotides long. RefSeq lists its product as hypothetical. The transcript is spliced from 5 exons. The record is from RefSeq and is a predicted model, not a curated record. Bases 1 to 591 code for a protein of 196 amino acids. Lineage: Eukaryota; Metazoa; Nematoda; Chromadorea; Rhabditida; Onchocercidae.